AUGAUUGAGUCUGAAGCCGCUGAUGCCAGGGAUUCGUGCGGGUUGGAACCUACCAACCCCCACGUGCAGGAGCUUGUCGCCGCCGCCAUAGGUGAUGAUCCCGACUGGUUGGAACUUGCCAGCCUCGACAGGUUGGAGCUUGCCGCCACCGCGUAUGUGGGACCCGCUGGGAUGGAACUUGCCGCUCCUGGCAGGUUGAAUAUUGCUGGCGCCAUUGGUGUGGCCCCCGACAGGGUGAAAGCGGCUGCAGUACAGGCUGCACAGCCACCGCUUGGGAAGGCGGCCCGGCUGAGGGGUCGACGUCCAUCAGCUCCGAAGGCGGUGGCGACUGAAGAGGGACCGCAGGCGCCGGAGCGACCACCCGGGGCGCUCCCGCAUGAAGCUGCGCGGGAGGCAUCAACGGGACGGGCUGUCGGCGUGGUAGCGGCGACGGCUGCUGCUGCUGCUGCCCUGGGGGCGGCAGCGAAGUCGGAAGGCGCGGCUGGAACCCGCCGCGGACCAAAUCUGUGGACAAAGAACGAGCGGCAGAAUCCGGGCGGCUAG
This is a messenger RNA of Schistocerca nitens (vagrant locust), 543 nucleotides long. RefSeq lists its product as uncharacterized. The record is from RefSeq and is a predicted model, not a curated record. NCBI's taxonomy places the organism in Eukaryota, Metazoa, Arthropoda, Insecta, Orthoptera, Acrididae. Bases 1 to 543 code for a protein of 180 amino acids. The transcript is spliced from 2 exons.